Cynoglossus semilaevis (tongue sole) is the source of this 1014-nucleotide messenger RNA. RefSeq names its product voltage-dependent N-type calcium channel subunit alpha-1B-like. Gene Ontology annotation, biological process: calcium ion import across plasma membrane; chemical synaptic transmission. The transcript has 9 exons. Gene Ontology annotation, cellular component: voltage-gated calcium channel complex; neuronal cell body; membrane. Gene Ontology annotation, molecular function: high voltage-gated calcium channel activity. Lineage: Eukaryota; Metazoa; Chordata; Actinopteri; Pleuronectiformes; Cynoglossidae. The record is from RefSeq and is a predicted model, not a curated record. The annotation marks the transcript as partial.
AGAGCCUGCAUCGACUUUGCCAUCAAUGCUAAACCUCUGACGUGCUACAUGCCCGAGAACACGCAGUCCUUUCAGUACAGGAUGUGGAAAUUUGUAGUCUCUGCUCCCUUUGAGUACUCCAUCAUGAUCAUGAUCACCCUCAACACCAUGGUUCUCAUGAUGAAGUUCCAUGGAGCUCCUGACUUCUAUGAAGUGAUGCUGAAGAAUCUGAACAUUGUCUUCACCACUCUCUUCUCCUUGGAGUGUAUCCUGAAGAUCAUUGCUUUUGGUCCACUGAACUACCUAAAAGACGCCUGGAAUGUGUUUGACUUUGUGACAGUUUUGGGCAGCAUCACGGACAUCCUUGUGACUGAAAUCAACUAUCUCACCUUUGUCCAGCAGGACAGACUUCUGAACCUGAGCUUCCUGCGACUGUUCAGAGCUGCUCGCCUCAUCAAGCUCCUCAGGCAGGGCUACACCAUUCGCAUCCUGCUGUGGACCUUUGUUCAGUCCUUCAAGGCGCUGCCGUAUGUUUGCCUGCUUAUCGCCAUGCUCUUCUUCAUUUAUGCCAUCAUCGGGAUGCAGGUUUUUGGUAACAUUGACCUAAAUGAGGACACAGCCAUCAGUCACCACAACAACUUCCGUACAUUCCUCCAGGCUCUAAUGCUCCUCUUCAGGAGUGCGACUGGUGAGGCCUGGCAUGAGAUCAUGUUGUCAUGUUUGGGUCAUCGAGCCUGUGAUGAACGUUCAGGUACCCAUGGAAAAGAGUGCGGCAGCGAUUUUGCCUACUUCUACUUCGUCUCCUUCAUCUUCCUCUGCUCCUUCCUGAUGCUGAACCUCUUUGUGGCUGUCAUCAUGGAUAAUUUUGACUACCUCACCAGAGACUCCUCCAUCCUGGGACCUCAUCACCUAGAUGAGUUUAUCCGGGUCUGGGCCGAGUAUGACCCAGCUGCAUGUGGGAUGUUUGCAUUUGUAGUUUGCAUGCUGAGGCAGACAUCCCAAGAUUCAAGAUUCAAGAUCGCUGGGGUAACAUAG